This is a messenger RNA of Acanthosepion pharaonis, 888 nucleotides long. NCBI's taxonomy places the organism in Eukaryota, Metazoa, Mollusca, Cephalopoda, Sepiida, Sepiidae. The record is from the annotation of a GenBank genome assembly.
AUGUAUUGCCAGUCUUUCUUUCUUUCUUUCUUUCUUUCUUUCUUUCUUUCUUUCUUUCUUUCUUUCUUUCCAUCCGGGUAUUGGCAGUCUUUUCGUUCUUUUCAACUCUCCGGAUAUCGCAUUUUUUUCUUUCUUACGAUUGACGUAUACUCUAAUCAUCUUUCUUUCUUUCUUUCUUUCUUUCUUUCUUUCUUUCUUUCUUUCUUUCUUUAUUUCUUUCUUUCUUUCUAUUUGGGUGUCGCCUGUAUUUUUUCUUUCUUACUUUUUACGCAUACUAUACUUUCCUUUUGCCCUUCUUUUCAUUCUUUCUUUCCUGCUUUUAACGUAUCCUGUAAUCACCAUACUUUCUUUCUCACUUCUUCCUUUUGUUUUUUCUUCUCUCUUUUCACCUAUCUUGUAAUCGGUAUACCUUCUUUUUUUUUCUUCUUUUUUUUUCUUUUCACCUAUCUGGAUAUAGCAAGUCAUUUCAUUCUUUCUUUUGAUUUGUCCUGUAAUCGCUUUUCUUUCUUUCUUUCUUUCUUUCUUUCUUUCUUUCUUUCUUUCUUUCUUUCUGCCUAUCUGGGUAUCGCCAGUUUUUAUUUCUUUUUGUUUCUUUCUUUUUCUUUCUUUUCACUUAUCUGGGUAUCGCAUGUCUUUGUUUGUUUGUUUGUUUCUUUCUUUCUUUUCACAUAUCCUUACUUUCUUUAUUUCCUAAUACGUUUUUUUUUUUGUUCCAUGAUUAAAAAUUCUUUCAACAUUUCAUUCAUUCUUUCUUUCUUUCUUUUUUUCGCUUUUCUUCAUUCCUUUCUUUUUAUGUUCAUCUUUUAUUCCUCGUUUAUUCACAUUAACUUUCAUUUUCAUCCACUUACCUACUCUUUCGUUUGGCAUUCCUUACAUUUUUUUGGUUGA